GUAUAUGCAAUUCAUUCAUUAUCAACAAAAGUAGAAAUUAAGAGAUGGAAAAAACAUGCCUAGUUCUAUUGCUUUGCUUUAUUCUUAUGCCAAUAACUCAAGGGGUUGAAUUUGGGCCCAAAGCUGUUGAAAAAUGGUUCAAGAAGCUUCCUCAUGCAAAGCAAAAGGUAACUAAAUUUCAUUUCUAUUUUCAUGACAUAGUUAGUGGGAAAAAUCCAAGUGCAGUUCCAAUAAUCCAGUCCACAUCCCCAAUUUUUUUUGGGUAUGUUGCAAUGAUAGACGAUCCAUUAACAGUUGGACUUGAGCCCGACUCGACUAUAGUGGGUCGAGCCCAAGGGAUUUAUGGUGGAGCAGAUCAAAAUGAAGUUGCCCUUCUCAUGACUCUCAACUUCGUGUUCACAACUGGAAAGUAUAAUGGUAGCACGUUGAGUGUACUUGGCAGGAACCCGGCACGUCAUAAGUAUCGUGAGAUGCCUAUCGUUGGUGGUUCAGGAAUUUUUCGAUUGGCUAAGGGAAUCGCCACCGCGAAAACCUCUUGGCUGAAUUCUACCGGUGCUGUUGUUGAGUACAAUGUUAUAGUCCUGCAUUAUGACAUUUGAUGUGUUUUGCUUCUUUUUUUUUAAUUAUUAUUUGUAAUUUCAUGUUCAUUAUAGUUGAAUGUAUACUUCUAUAGUUUAUGUAUUUUGUUGUCACAAUAAAGAUGUGUGUUGAUCAAUGAAAUGACACCUUUG
This is a messenger RNA of Solanum tuberosum (potato), 731 nucleotides long. Its product is annotated as dirigent protein 22-like. The record is from RefSeq and is a predicted model, not a curated record. Lineage: Eukaryota; Viridiplantae; Streptophyta; Magnoliopsida; Solanales; Solanaceae. The transcript has a single exon. The coding region runs from base 45 to 599 and encodes 184 amino acids.